Phaedon cochleariae (mustard beetle) is the source of this 1989-nucleotide messenger RNA. NCBI's taxonomy places the organism in Eukaryota, Metazoa, Arthropoda, Insecta, Coleoptera, Chrysomelidae. The record is from the annotation of a GenBank genome assembly.
UGAUAUUAUAUGAACCCAGUAAUGUCUAUGGUUGUACAAAAUUUGAUUCUGACUUUCUGACUCCUCUGAUACAACAUUUUGUUGGCACCCAUGUUAAAGCAUCUAAAUAUGUACACUAAAACUCAUAUGUUUUGCAGGAGCUACAGCUUAGAUGAACGUCUUCUGUCCUGCUCUGAUACAGUCGAAGUAAGGCGAGUGAAAUUCCAUCCUGGCAGCAUCCACCACAAUCAUAUUCUAAUUCUCACAUCUGAUAAUAUGUUGAGAUUGUACCAAAUCAAAGAUACUGAAGCUUUGAACAUCGCAGUGAUUCCUGUAGGACAAAAACCAACUGGUAUGUUUCCUGGAAGUAAAACACCAUUCCUGGAUAUCUACGGAGAGAUAGCGGUCGAUUUCGAUUUUGGACAUCCAGAAAUUGCUGAGCUGCCCCCAUCGAUCGAAGGAAACAAUGAGAAAGCAAUGUCGAAAUAUGCGAAUAGAUCUAAAGAAGAAAAGUACAUGAUCAACGUAGAAACACAAACUUUCGACAAAAUCGCAACAAAGGACCCCACAUGGAAUAGAGAUGAUUGGGAUAAAUUGGUUUGGCCAAUUUAUAUCCUAAGAGGAGAUAUGACUAUCCAUUCACUCAAUAUGGACUUGAAAAAACGGUGGAAACCUUCCUUGAGAGGACCACUGCCCAUGUCUUCUCUUGAAAACAAUGGGCAAAAUGAGGCAUGCUCUUUAGUCUGUCUGAAUACUGUUCCACAAAUUAUGUGUAUAGCACAAUCAAAUGGUACUUUAUGCCAUUCCAUUAUACUGGACAUAGAAGAAGACGAAAUCAACAAGAUGAAAGAAAAUGCUAAAUUCAUCUCCCACAUACCUACUAAGGAACUCUGUGUUUUUGAAACCAUCGAACUUGAGCUGGGUCUGAUGACUAACGAAGAUGAUCUUGAUUCCAAAUAUAAAUGCCCCAUAUUUCUGAAGAAAGACGAAUCCAAACCAGGGAAAUAUUAUGCGACCCACAGCGCAGGUGUUCACUCUGUGGCCAUUUCUUGCGUGAAAGAAUUACAACAUUUCGUUGAUUCCCAAGAAGAUCCCACUUCUGAUAUUUUCAUCAAUCCCAGCAGAGCCGAAUAUAUGGUAUGCACCAAGACAGUAUCUUCCCAGAAAGUCAACCCAGUGAUUGGAUUCGCUCUGUAUUACGAACCGCCAGCUAUCAUAACACUUUUGAGCGACGGUAAUCUCGUCACAUUAGGAGUGAUGUAUACAUCGGAUAUGCCGAAGAUUGAGGAUCUUACAGUACAUGAAGAUGAUGAUAUCGCCAUACAUUCUCCGCUCAGAAAGAUGCUACAAGAGCCAUUUGAUCAGUACAUCCAAAAAAUCUUGAAGAAAACUUCAACUCAACCAAUUCUCAAGUUGGCUUCUACAGGAAAAACAAAUCAGGAACAAUGUUAUGAGCUUCUUCAGAGAGCAGCUCAGGUCUUGAGAGAGGAAUACUUCAAGAACCAUGCCAAGGCGAGAGAAGAACUAGAAAAGAGAGUCCAGACCUUGCUGAUGAUGAAAAAGAAUCAACAAAAAGAAAUUCAAUGCAUGAACGAUGAGACGGAUCGUAUGCAGGAGAAGGCUAGCAAUUUGGCAGAAAAAUACGAGGAUAUCAAGGAUAAACAGGACGAUCUGUUGAAAAAGUGUGAAAAUUUACUCAUGCUCGUAUCAAGAAAAAAAAGUGCUCCUUCCGAUGCAGAAAAAGCGUUCAUGGCUGAACUACACACUGUAGAGGAGAAAGUUGUUGCUUAUGGCAAUAAAAUUGACAAGAUUAAGAACAAGAUGAAAUAUCAGCAGAUUCAGAUGGAAAACUGGAAAGCUCAAGAAACAAAGAAAGUAUCUACAAUCAAUGCAACUCACACUAAUACUAUCAAGACGAAUUUGCAAGAAACGAGCAACAAGAUUACCGAAAUGAUCAAGGAAAUAAAUGACUAUAAAAAAAUGCUCAAUCUGAAGGAUGCUCUUCAAUGA